Sporothrix brasiliensis 5110 is the source of this 828-nucleotide messenger RNA. Its product is annotated as delta(3,5)-dienoyl-CoA isomerase. Gene Ontology annotation, cellular component: mitochondrion. The transcript is spliced from 3 exons. The record is from RefSeq and is a predicted model, not a curated record. The coding region runs from base 1 to 828 and encodes 275 amino acids. Gene Ontology annotation, molecular function: delta(3,5)-delta(2,4)-dienoyl-CoA isomerase activity. NCBI's taxonomy places the organism in Eukaryota, Fungi, Ascomycota, Sordariomycetes, Ophiostomatales, Ophiostomataceae.
AUGUCGUUCAAGUACAUCCGCAUCACGAAGCCGGCCGAGUACGUCGCUCAUGUCGAGCUGAACCGCCCCGAAAAGCUCAACGCCUUCAUCCCGGACCUAUGGCUUGAGCUCGGUCAGGCUUUUAAGCAGCUGUCGGCGGACUCGGACGUGCGUGCCAUUGUCCUGUCGGGUGCCGGCGACCGCGCGUUCACGACAGGGCUGGACGUCGUCUCGGCCGGCCAGUGGUUCAGCGAGAUGGGCAACCUGCCGGACACGGCGCGCCGCACGGUCUACAUGCGUCGGCACAUUCAGGGCAUGCAGGACUCUCUGACUGCCAUUGAGAAGUGCGAGAAGCCCGUCAUUUGUGUGAUGCAUGGCAUCUCCCUCGGCAUGGCGGUGGACGUGGCAUGCUGUGCUGACGUGCGCAUCUGCGCCAGCGACACGCGGUUCGCCGUCAAGGAGGUCGACAUUGGCCUGGCCGCCGACCUGGGCUCGCUCGCGCGGCUGCCGCACAUUGUGGCGUCGCAGUCGUGGGUGGCCGAAGUGUCGCUGACGGCACGCGACUUUUUGGCCGCCGAGGCCCAGGCGGUCGGCUUUGUGAGCCGCGUGCUGCCGGACAAGGCGGCCGCGCUGGCCUAUGGUCUGCAGAUGGCGACCCUGAUCGCUGCCAAGAGCCCCGUUGCCGUGCAGGGCACCAAGGAGCUGCUGGUCCACGGCCGGGACCACACCGUUGAUGAUACCCUCAAGUACACGGCCGUAUGGAACGCGUCAGCCAUCCAGUGCGACGACGUCCAGGUAGCUCUGAUGUCGGGCAUGCAGAAGACGAAGCCACAUUUUUCCAAGUUAUAG